GCUGGAGGAGCUCGGCUGGAAUAAAGGGCGUGGGAGCCGGCAGAGGCUGCCCCGAACAGAGGGAGCGGUGGGAAGCCAGGCAGGAGCAGGAGCAGGAGGAGCAGGAGGAGCAGGAGGAGGAGGAGGAGGAGGAUGUCGGUGCUCAGUGCCCUGCCCUUCCUGAAGCCGGUGCACCUGCGGCCGCCCCGCAGCUCGCCCGGGGGCCAGCGCCGGCACACGCUGCCCGCCAGCGAGUUCCGCUGCCUCAGCCCCGAGGACGCGGUCAGCGUGUUCGAGAUCGAGCGUGAAGCCUUUAUAUCGGUGUCUGGGGACUGUCCCCUGCACCUGGAUGAGAUCCGCCACUUUCUGAACCUGUGCCCGGAGCUGUCCCUCGGCUGGUUUGAGGAAGGGCGGCUCGUGGCCUUCAUCAUCGGCUCCCUCUGGGAUCAGGACAGGCUCAGCCAGGCAGCUCUGACCCUGCACAAGCCGCAGGGCUCGGCCGUGCACAUCCACGUGCUGGCCGUGCACCGCACCGUGCGCCAGCAGGGCAAGGGCUCCAUCCUGAUGUGGCGCUACCUGCAGCACCUGCGCUGCCUGCCCUGCGCCCGCCGCGCCCUGCUCAUGUGCGAGCACUUCCUCGUGCCCUUCUACCAGAAGUGCGGCUUCGAGGCGCUGGGGCCCUGCCAGGUGACCGUGGGGGACAUGGCCUUCGUGGAGAUGCAGCACGCCGUGCGGGGACACGCCUUCAUGCGCAGGAACAGCGGCUGCUGAGGCGCCUCUGCCCUGGGCUGCCUGUGGGGAUGGGGGGCUGCAGCCCCUCCCCGUGCCCACCACAGAGAUCCACGAUGCCCCGGCCACAGCUGCUCCCUCUGCCACAUCUGCCUUCCAGCCACAUCUGCCUUCCAGCCACAUCAACCCGGCCCCAUCCCAUCCCUGCGGGGCUGGGCACAGAAAUUCCUGCCAGAUCCUGCCAGAAGCAUCAAUUCUCUGGGCUCUGCUUUAGCCAGGGCUGCACUGGCAGGUCUGGGUGGUCUGCAGGGCCACGAGCCCCCUGGGAUGGAAAGGCUUUGCCCAGGGCAUGGCUGGGGCACUCUGCUGGUUCAAGGGCACUUCCACCCACAGCAGUUUGCUGAAGCACCCAGCAGAGCCCCUGCAAACCCCAGCCUGGCACCCGUCCCACCAUCACCACCACCACGAGUGGGGCACACCACGGCCAAGCCUUCCCUGAGCAGCCCCCAGACCAGGCAGGGGCCCCGGCAGCCACCCCCCUGUCCACAGACAUCCUUCCACACCACUUGGAGCACAUUCCCAGCUGCACACUGCACAGCCUGCCCAGGGAACCAGUCCAAACCAUUUGGUCCUCACUGUCCCAGACCCACACCGGACCCAGGACAAGCCUUCUGCAAACAACUCAGGUUGUUGGAAAGCAGCAAAUAAA
Molecule: messenger RNA, 1417 nt
Organism: Prinia subflava (tawny-flanked prinia)
Lineage: Eukaryota; Metazoa; Chordata; Aves; Passeriformes; Cisticolidae
Gene: AANAT
Product: aralkylamine N-acetyltransferase
Exons: 3
Coding region: 133-750 (205 amino acids)
Biological process (GO): circadian rhythm; melatonin biosynthetic process; response to light stimulus
Cellular component (GO): cytoplasm
Molecular function (GO): aralkylamine N-acetyltransferase activity
Source: RefSeq, a predicted model, not a curated record